Messenger RNA from Mya arenaria, 2116 nucleotides. RefSeq lists its product as uncharacterized. The coding region runs from base 148 to 1287 and encodes 379 amino acids. The transcript is spliced from 3 exons. The record is from RefSeq and is a predicted model, not a curated record. NCBI's taxonomy places the organism in Eukaryota, Metazoa, Mollusca, Bivalvia, Myida, Myidae.
ACUAAACUACUGACACUAAAUCAACGCAAGACAAACGGAGGAUGUGUUUUGCAUGGCUGAAUUUUGCGAUAACAAAACUUCAAGUAUAAAUUAUAACCGUCCGGAUUAAACUUGUUAAAACAAGAAAUUAGACACUAUCUCACGGGCAUGCUAGUUAGGAAUAACUUCAAGAUGUGGUUGUGGCUGCUGCUAAUUCUUCCAACCUGCCUGGCAGACACGCCCAGCAAAUCAGCACACAGCCUUGAGACACAUCCUCACGUGGAUAUCAAGCCUCUGGAAACCACCCACAAUGUCAACCCUCUGGUGAAAGGGGUUCAUCUUGGGCACGAAACGGACGAAAAGCACCCACAAAGGCACCUACUUCCGGUCAUCCACAAGGGCGACUUCGGGGGUCAUGGAUCCAAUGUUCUUCAGCCGAAGAAAGGAAAAAGUAAACUGGCGAAACUUGACAAGUUGAAACUGAAAAGGAAACGUAAGCAGUGGAGAUUAAAGAAAAGGCUGGAGAAAAAGAGACGACAGCAGCCGGUGCCGGUAAGUAAAGCAAUCAGGGAUGCGGCGAAGGAGGUGAAGAAACAACCAAAAGCGCUGACCAAGAGCAUCAACAGUUUAAAGAAGAAACCGCGAAUGUUGAAAAGUAAAGCGCUUCGGAGAAAACAUGCAAGGGCCCGGAAAAUCAAAGGGAAGAAGGUGAAGAAGGCUAUGCGUGAUCUGAAGGCGAAGGCUACAAAGAAACAACCAAAAGCGAUGACCAAGAGCAUCAACAGUUUAAAGAAGAAACCGAGAAUGUUGAAAAGUAAAGCGCUUCGGCGAAAACAUGCAAGGGCCCGGAAAAUCAAAGGGAAAAAGGUGAAGAAGGCUAUGCGUGAUCUGAAGGCGAAGGCUACAAAGAAACAACCGAAAGCGCUGACCAAGAGCAUGAAGAAACCGCGAAAGUUGAAAAGUAAAGCGCUUCGGAGAAAACUUGCAAGAGCACUGAAAAUCAAAAGGAAGAAGGGGAAGAAAGUAAAGGGAGGUCUCAAAAAACUAAAAAGUAAAACAACAGAUCUUAAAAAGAAGCAGCUACGUAGCGGAGGCGUACGGUUCCGUGGCCGUCAGAGAAUCACCGUGAAUCGGGGGCGACCGGUUCAACACGAGGUGAACGACAACCUGGCCGCGGACGGCCGGACGCAUACGUACAGAACGGAGGGACGCAAUGGAAGGGUGCGAUCUAAGAUGCACGUGACUGUCAGCCGGAACAGGGGCGGUCGCCGUAGAGGGCGUAAAUCGCGGACGAAGGAAACGCAUUAGAAAUAUAGAAAUAUAGAAAUACGUUUAGAUUUAUGGAAUAGCGUGCAUAUUGAAAAUAUAUUUUUCGAAACAUAAUUAUAUAAAAUAUAAAGUGUUUCAAAUAUAUGGUUAAACCAAAGACAUUCUUGCUGGUUUUCCUUAAACCAACGUGCGGACUUGACUUGACACCGCUGCUGAUGCAUAAUAUUUUACAAGUCAACAAUUUACUUUUUAGAAUGUCUUGAAAGUGAUUAUCAUAAUGCGUGUAGUGUGUCUAUAUGAAUGUUUCAGAUACAGGAUUUUUCUAUCAAUCAUUUUAUAAACUACCAUCCCAACUUGCAACGAUAAUUAGCUUCAUUUGCAUACACUGUGUUAGGUAAAAACUCAAGUAGUAUUUAUUAAUGUGUCUACAGCCUUAAGGCAAACAGUCAGACUCUUAAAGCUUCACUCUCACAAAUAUACCGUUUAAACAACUUUUUUUAUUGUUUGUCUUGGAAAGAGCAAAUGUUAGCGUAACUAUCUGCAAACCAAUCAUAAAAUAUUGCUGUAAAAAUCCGAUCGCAGAUUUUCAUAUUUCCGUUCGAAAAUUAAUGUUUUAUAACUUAAACCGUCACUAACGGUUUAAGAAAAAUGCAUAAAACAUUAUUUUUGAACUUAGAACAUAAACAAGUUGUCAAAACGUUCAAUCUGUGAGAGUGCAGUUUUAAGGUGAACGAAAUAAUUCAGACGCUUAGGCGUAGUUCAUUACAAUAAUUGCUUGUUAAUAACUAUGAAAAAUGUUAAUGGUAUUUUUGUGUAUGUUUAUAAGUAAUCUGUUUUUUGUUUUAUAAUAAAUGAAUGACAUACAUGU